AUGACAAUACUCGCUCAGCCUCUCAGGAUUAUAUCAAGAACAUCUGCAUUCUCAUCUUCACAUGUUUUGCGUCGCUCGUAUGCCUUGUCAAGAUUUCCUACGGAUAAAGGUCCCGGCGGUUACAGGCAGCGCAGCCCCGAGCUUCCAAUCGAAGAGAAACCAUCCAUUGAACAGUCUGACCUGUGGGAGCAGUCCCUGAGACGCCCUUCCAUCAACCCCGAAGAAGGACUUAGGAAAUUGCUCUUAUACAAUGAUGUGCUCGUAGUAACUCGACAGAUCGAAAUGCUCAACAUAUUCGUGGGGUUUGAGCAAGCGAACCGAUAUUUAAUCUCCAACGUAGAGGGUGAACCUCUGGGAUAUAUAGCUGAAGAGCCUCGCGGUAUAUUGUCCACUUUCUCCCGGCAACUAUUCCGGACGCAUCGUCCGUUCCGAGCGCUGGUCAUGGACUUGGAAGGGUCUCCUAUCCUGUGGCUUCGACGACCUUUUGCAUGGAUCAACUCUCGGAUGCAUGUCCAGCGAUUGAAGGAUUUCAACGCUUACACAGAAGACGAGGAACCUAUUCUUGACACAUUCGGCGAGGUACAACAACGCUGGCACUUAUGGCGAAGGCGUUACGAUCUCUUCCUCAGGGAAAGUUCAGCGAAACGGAUUUUGUCCACUCCGACUCAGCCGCAACCGGAACCAGACCCGGCUUCUGAUCUCUACUAUCAGAUCGCCCGCAUCGACGGAGGGUUCUGGGCCUGGUACUUCGGUUUGCUUGACGAAAGUGGCAACGAGUUUGCAAGCGUUAGCCGGAAAUUCCGCGGAAUCGGACGCGAGGUGAGGACGUCAGGGCAAUACUUCAUCCGUUUUGGACCUCAGCCAGAGGAGGAAGUUGGUGCCUAUGCGCAGCCGGCUGUGACCCCAGCUUACAGGACGCUUACGUUGGAUGAGAGAGCGGUAUGUAUUUCUCUGGUGCUCGCCACGGCUGUCAACAUUGAUUUCGAUUACUUUUCCCGACAUUCGGGUGAAGGGUGCGUUCACAGCGAAUGCCUCUCGCCCCCGUCCAUGUACUGA
Molecule: messenger RNA, 1056 nt
Organism: Punctularia strigosozonata HHB-11173 SS5
Lineage: Eukaryota; Fungi; Basidiomycota; Agaricomycetes; Corticiales; Punctulariaceae
Product: Scramblase-domain-containing protein
Exons: 8
Coding region: 1-1056 (351 amino acids)
Biological process (GO): plasma membrane phospholipid scrambling
Cellular component (GO): plasma membrane
Molecular function (GO): phospholipid scramblase activity
Source: RefSeq, a predicted model, not a curated record